Messenger RNA from Rotaria sp. Silwood1, 765 nucleotides. The record is from the annotation of a GenBank genome assembly. Lineage: Eukaryota; Metazoa; Rotifera; Eurotatoria; Philodinida; Philodinidae.
AUGUCGAGCAAUUCUUCACAACGAAAACUGAUCGCUCAUGUAUCAGUUUCAAAAAUUCAAGCGGCAAAACGACUAAUCAAGGCAGCAAAUCCGAGUAUUAAAUCUCAGAUUCGACUACCAGAUGAUGAUUCAAUGCGUUUCUCUCGAUUCCAAUCGAAAACAAAUGAUCAUGUGAAAGUAUUCAACAUCAAUUCAACCUCAACAAGACGACGACGUAGUUCAUGCUCUUCAUUACCAUCGUGCCGUAUCCCACAAUCCCCAGAAAAUAUGAAUUUAAGACGCAACAGUAUCGAACCUGUUGGCCAUGUUCGAGUGAAUCGUGUGCAAACGACGCAAUUGACAAAGAAAGAUUCAUUAUUAUCAAAUCAACCUUGCCAGUCGAUUAUUGACACUACGAUUCGAUUGGAUGAUGUUGAUCGAGGUGCAACAUCAAUGGAUUCAUCAUCAGCAACUAGAGGACAGAAUGUAUUUAUAAAACAUGUGACAUCAACUCGUCGACCAAUCGUGAGAAAGAAACAACGGCCACCGCAAAACACCAACAAUUUGUCAUUACCUCAUUCUAUAUCACAAAAAUCGGCUAUUCAUGUUGAACACGUACCAACAAGCAGGAAAAAGCUGGCAUCCACUAGAAAUACUGCUCAUCUUGGAUUAAUUUCUGAAGGAACAGAGAAAAAUCAAAAUCCCACUAUGAAAAACGUUCAUUCAAGUGUUACUGUUGCAAGAAUAUUACGAGACAAGAAGCCUUUGCCAACAACACUUCUAUAG